GAAACCCGGUGCCAUCAUUGUCAAAUCUCUGCCCUCUGAAACACAGAAGAAAGAGUGGAGGAACGCAAAAGUAACGGAGAUUCGAGAUCGAUAUGGCGUCCACAUGUGCAACUAUAUGCGAAAUUCUAAUCGCAAUCCUCCUCCCUCCCCUCGGCGUUUGCCUCCGCUACGGAUGCUGCACCGUGGAGUUCUUCAUCUGCUUAGUUCUGACCAUUUUAGGGUAUAUUCCUGGGAUUAUUUACGCUAUCUACGCUAUUGUCUGCCUCAAUCCUGAUCACAUCCGUGGGGAUUAUUACGAGCUCGCCUAGAACUGUUAAUCAGGCAAGUAUUUCCCGGACAAGAAUGUCCGGAAAAGUGUCAAAGCUCUUUCUGGUUGGAACAGGGGAACCUCAUGCCCCGCUCCCCUAACUGUCGCAAAAGUUAGGCCUUUGUAGACUUCAGUCCAUCCGGCAACCUAUAUGAAACUCGAUUGAUGUAUAUAUAUAUAUGUAUGUAUGUAUAUUGUCGAGUAUGAGCGUUUCACACAAAAUUAGGGGAUCAGUAUGGUCUAAUAUCUGUACCUGGCCUUGGGAGUACCAUGGAUACCAUUCUCUUUCGACUUUAAGAUUGAGAUGGCGUAGGGAAAAUCGAGUUGCCGUCACUGGAACAACCGAGUCUGUAUCUCCGCUACAUUUACGGACAUAGUUUAAGUUUUUUUAUAACUAUAGUGUACAAGAAGUAUCUUUUUUAUACCCUAUCAUAAGAAAAAGGUUUUGAUUUCUCUUUUUUA
Messenger RNA from Andrographis paniculata, 769 nucleotides. RefSeq names its product UPF0057 membrane protein At2g24040-like. The coding region runs from base 93 to 308 and encodes 71 amino acids. Gene Ontology annotation, cellular component: membrane. The transcript is spliced from 3 exons. Lineage: Eukaryota; Viridiplantae; Streptophyta; Magnoliopsida; Lamiales; Acanthaceae. The record is from RefSeq and is a predicted model, not a curated record.